AUGCCACUUGUAAAUAACAAAGUAGGCGAUGAUUGCACAGUCGGCACAGAAAAGGCUUCAGAUGAUGGAAAAGCUCUGGUGGAGUCUUUGAUAAAGGUGGUGGCAUGUUACAGGCAUCUGGCCUCAUGCAUUGGUGGGUGCACAGACAGCUUGCAGCUGCGAGAUGAGCUGCGACAAACACGAGAAAAGGCCCAAAAGUUGGCCAUGGCCAUCUGUCAAUACCUGACCUCACACCUGCGGGACAAGAGCCUCCCUGAGGAGCAGCGUAAGGAGAUGGAGCUCCUCUGGGUGGCCUUCUCCUCCAGCCUGGAGCUCCUCCAUGUUGACAUGUGCAAAGUUUUCAAGAUCGCUAACAUCUUCAGUCUGGCUGACAUGACUUCUUUAGUGCAAACUGGCUUACAAGGAGGAGGCACUGAAGUAGCAGCUCGGGCACUUAGUAUGCCAGACCUGAAGGAAGAUCAGACUCCAGCCCUCCCUGAAGGCCUAGAGAGCCAGGAACGCAGCACCAUGGAGCAGGAGAUCAGCCAAAUUGACCAGAUGAUCGACGAUAUGGAGAAGAAAGUCAACGUAUUGCGCUGGAUGGUGGAGCCUCUCGGGCCGCUGUACGCUGACCCAGUUAGCCGCACCGGCAGCGCCUCCCUGGCUAUUAUCUCAGUUGACGAGGAGCAGCCGGGCCAGCCUCUAUGCCAGCGCAGUCACAUCGUUGUGCUCUUAUUCAUAUGUGCUGUUGUAAUAGUAGCAGCCAUUUUGUCUGUCUGUGUUGUCUUUUUAUUAUGAGAAAAAACUUUAAUAUACUUUUUUCCCCAUCAAAACCUCAGCAAGAUGCUCAGUAAGAGGAAAUAUAAAGGAAUUGACA
Molecule: messenger RNA, 856 nt
Organism: Scomber japonicus (chub mackerel)
Lineage: Eukaryota; Metazoa; Chordata; Actinopteri; Scombriformes; Scombridae
Gene: rgs9bp
Product: regulator of G protein signaling 9 binding protein
Exons: 3
Coding region: 1-777 (258 amino acids)
Biological process (GO): G protein-coupled receptor signaling pathway
Cellular component (GO): neuron projection
Source: RefSeq, a predicted model, not a curated record